Octopus sinensis (East Asian common octopus) is the source of this 1350-nucleotide messenger RNA. RefSeq names its product interleukin 17-like protein. The coding region runs from base 252 to 797 and encodes 181 amino acids. Gene Ontology annotation, molecular function: cytokine activity. The transcript is spliced from 2 exons. Lineage: Eukaryota; Metazoa; Mollusca; Cephalopoda; Octopoda; Octopodidae. Gene Ontology annotation, cellular component: extracellular region. The record is from RefSeq and is a predicted model, not a curated record.
CUCGACUCAUAACCGUGAGGUAAAGUGCAUUUUCGUAUGUUUAUCAGUCUUUUACUCUGUUGAAAAACAAUAACGUACUUUACCCAUGGUAAUUCCACUGUGUCUACGCCUUAUAUGUAAGAAAACUCAAUACAGACAAUAGAUUUAAGAACGCGUAUCACAUCGAGAACAGAAUAUAAUCAGGCUCUAUUUGAAAAUUACACCAUACUGCUGUCGUUUCCAUAUUCAUUUCGAAGUAAUCGAGCAUUACAAUGAAGAUACCUACAGUUUUCUCCCACAUUGUAAUAUUUCUCUCCAGCGUCACCUCGUUUGUAUCAUCGGCGUCAAUUCCAACCAAAUGUAAAAUACCAACCAAUCUGAAAUUCCGAUACAAGAGGCUGUCCCGUGCAGCCGUUGGCAACAAGUUUUUCCUUCCGGCUAGAGUUACUCCAGUCGGAAGUAACCAGAAACCACUGAUCGUCGGGGAUACAACCUGCCCAACAUCUUCUGCAUCUAUUGAUAUCAUCCGCGAACGUUCAACCUGCCCAUGGUACGUGAAUAUUACCCAUGAUUCAACAGUUUUCCCUUCAUCCCGUACCGAAGUUGUGUGUCGCUGCAGAGGCUGUCGAGAUUUUAGCAGCAGCAAAUACCAAUGUGUGACGGUAUAUACUAAAAUGACUGUCCUCAAACGUACAAAUAAAUGCGUUGCUAGACUGUACGUGUAUAAGCCAAUUGUGAUUAAUGUAGGUACAGCUUGUGUGUGUGCAAGAAAAAUUGAUGGAUAUAAAAACGACAAAUAUGCGUCUUACGAAACAUAGAGGUUAUUCACAAUAUUAUGAAAGAUUAACUUGACCACUAAGAGGGCAUUAUAAUUUGCACACAACUGUACAUAAAAUUCGCACACAUACAUAUAUACUUUGUAAAUAUGUUUAUAUUUUAUUUAAUUCCAUAUAUCAUAAAACAUUUCAUAAUCUCUGUGUCCACAUAUUUAUAUGUUAUCUUUAACAUAUUUUAUUGUAUUGUUUAUUUGAAAUGAACAAUAUAUUAUUUGACUCAUGUCUGACAUAUACAACAUAUUUAAGUCUUCGACCAUUUUGAGUUUUAUCAUGAUUGUACAUAUCCAACGACACACACACACAUACACAACCCUAUACAAGGCGUGGGGUUGAGAAGUUCUUGGUUUGGGUUAAAAGAAAAUACAGGAGUAUCAGUUAAUUAUAAUUUUAUUGAAAAUAAUCUCAGAUUCACACACUAACUGUGGCGGUCCCGCAGGUUACAAAGCCUUGUGUAAGAAUUCGGAAGGUAGGGGGCACCACUAGGCGUUUCGCGACACCCUUAAAGUCAGGAACUUCUCGCCAUCCCUUUGUGUGC